Molecule: messenger RNA, 868 nt
Organism: Coregonus clupeaformis (lake whitefish)
Lineage: Eukaryota; Metazoa; Chordata; Actinopteri; Salmoniformes; Salmonidae
Product: serine/threonine-protein phosphatase 6 regulatory ankyrin repeat subunit A-like
Exons: 5
Coding region: 1-687 (228 amino acids)
Molecular function (GO): protein binding
Source: RefSeq, a predicted model, not a curated record
AUGCGGCGGCUUUCCACGGACCACGUGGAGUGUCUUCAGCUGCUGCUAGGCCACAACGCCCAGGUCAACUCCCCCGAUGCCUCCGGGAAGACCUCCCUCAUGAUGGCUGCUGAGAACGGACAAACCAACGCUGUCGAGCUGUUGGUGAGCAGUGCCAAAGCAGAGCUCACCCUGCAGGAUGCAGUCAAGAACACUGCUCUUCAUCUGGCCUGCAGUAAGGGGCAUGAAACCAGUGCUUUGUUGAUAUUGGAGAAGAUUACAGACAGGAACCUCAUCAACUCGACUAACGCAGCCUUACAGACGCCGUUACACGUUGCAGCCAGAAAUGGUCUGACAGUGGUGGUUCAGGAGCUACUAGUGAAGGGUGCUAGCGUGCUAGCAGUCGAUGAGAAUGGUUACACGCCUGCCUUGGCCUGCGCCCCCAACAAAGACGUGGCGGACUGCCUGGCGCUGAUCCUGGCCACCAUGAUGCCCGUGUCCCCCUGCAACCCUGCGCCCAGCCUGUCCUUCAGUGCCAUUAACCACUACACCACCAGCCCCUCCAAGAGUGUGACCUUCGACAGCCUGCCCGUGCUGCGCAGCGAGCACAGCUCCUACUGCAGCUUCAACAACAUCGGCCACCGCGAACACGAUGGAGGCUUCUACAAGGAUGAGGAACUCAACGACUCAGACUCAGAGACAUACUGAGGGGGGUGGUGGUCGCUGCCCAGGAGGGGAGCCAAGGGCAGGCAGAUGGACAGUGAAGUGGGGCAGAGGCCACAAACAAAUCCACACAUACACACCGUGUCUUAAAUCACCACAGCCAGCUUUGGGAGGGCACGAGCCGAGACAGUCCGCACAGGAGCCUUAAGAGUCCCGCAGUUGGAGA